This is a messenger RNA of Manduca sexta (tobacco hornworm), 2272 nucleotides long. RefSeq lists its product as uncharacterized. NCBI's taxonomy places the organism in Eukaryota, Metazoa, Arthropoda, Insecta, Lepidoptera, Sphingidae. Bases 214 to 816 code for a protein of 200 amino acids. The transcript has 6 exons. The record is from RefSeq and is a predicted model, not a curated record.
GAUAGGUUUCGGAACGUCCUUACGAAAUGCGCAAGCGCGAAUUUUGAGUUAAAUAAAAAAUGGACAGCUCUUUACUAUAAUUUAUGAUUAGUAUUUUUAACAUAGUUUUAAUAGAUUUAAGUAGUAUUUCGUUGUAAUUAGUUAAAAUGUUAGGGAAACAACGUAUUAAGGGAACAAACACAAGCGUUUUUCGCUCAUGUGUUAGAUAUUGAAAUGUUUCUGCAGGGUCGCGUUAUAGUUGUUUGGUUAUCUUGGCUUAUUGGAGGAAUUUGCGGUGUUGUUAUUUUGUUGAUAAUCAUAUGCUACUGCCGCCUAAUGCCGCGUCAUCAGAAAUCUUUCGACGAGCAAUAUCUCAAAGAGACAUAUGCAAUAAAGGAGAACCAUGCGUAUACGAGUCAGGAAAACUAUCGCAUGAAGCAUGCAGAGGUGCAAGUGCAGCGCCACGCGCGGCCGGUGAGCUACGCGGGGGACGCGGAGUGCCGCCGCGCGCCCGCGCACUGCUACGUGAACCGCGUGCCCGACACCAGGGAGCAGUGCGUGCAGUACGCCUCCAGCAGCAUGUUAGAUGAAAUCGAAACGGCAUCGAACAUAGACGCGCUGAAGACGCGGUCGCUGCCCGCCUUCCUGCGGCCCAAACCCCGCCCGCUCUCCACCGAGGACGACUUGCAGCAGCUCUACGCGAAGGUGAACCUGAGCAAGAAAUAUAAGAACCGCAUGAGGAGUGAGCACGCGGCCAUCAUAGCGCUGAGCAAGUCGCACAGCCAGUUCUUCGACGCGGACGCCGUCAUCGUCUACGACCAGAGGACUGCGCUGUAACUACCACACUGGCACCACACCCGUUGGCAUCGUCACUGCAGGUAAAAUAUCACAUAGCAACAGCCUCUCAAGAAGCCAGUCAAAUCUCAAGUGACAUAGCUAGCAUCACGAGCUGCUUUGACUACGAAGGCAAUCUCUUCACAGGCUGAUGUUGUGACGUCAAAAUAUCCAUGUCCAUGGGAAUGGUAAUCACUUACCAUCAGGUGGGCCGUAAGCUCGUCUGCCUUCGACAGCAAUAAAAAAAGGCCUACCACGUUCCGAAAUAGACCUUUAAUCAGUGUCAUCAUGUCGCUCAAAUACUACAAUUCUACUUAUGUAAUACUUGAACGGUCCCUUUGACGAUUAAAACGACCUACUGUUUUUAUUCCACGAUUCAAUUGAUCUGAGAAUGAGGACGUACUCAGAUGGACCGGAUGGGGUCAAUUGUUUGAUAAUUGAGUUCUUUCUUAUCAAUAAGUUUUAUUACAUUCACGCAAACUGAACGGUUUGUGAAUGGGAGUUAUUAUUUGAGAGCUUAGUAAUAAAUGUUGUAGGUACUCGUGUCAUAAUUCUAAAGCAACGGUACCUAAUCUUUUGGUUAUAUGGGCCCCAAAGAUGUCUUCUUAUGGCUUCGGGCCACAAAGUAAAUUCAUUAUAUUUAGUGUCUUAAAAACUUAAUUAACAUUAAAUAUUUCCAUAAAAUAUUCACAAUUAUUUGAAUUAUUUUAUGCUUAUGAGGUUAAUGUAAAGUCAAAAGUGGGAAAGCACGGCGGGCCGCAGGUUGGAUAUCGCUGAUUGGAUAUUGUUGAUAAUAUAACUAUCACAGCUCCAGCUAUGUAUAACAGUACAACGUUUAUUAGUGAGCCGAUUUACACUCAAAAUGAUUCGUGUAGGUACCUAUGAUAUUUUCCGUUAGACACGGCAACAUUUUAGAAAGGUUUUAAAGUGUUGAAUAUUUCUUAAUUGUUAUAUAGCUAAAUUAAUUAUUAUAACAUAGUAUAUGCUCAUAGGAGAUAUGACCCCCAAGACUUUAACUUAAUCCGACCCUCUAUUGUCCAGUUUACGUAAUCAGCGUGUAGUCACUAAAUAUAGCACAAAUAGAGUUAGUCAGACUUUUCAGUGCGUAUGAAGUCAUCAGAAAUCAUCUGAGUCAUUUGCGAGUGCAUUUCUCUUAUGCUAUUGUUCGAAUACUUAGUGCAUUUGAACAAUUAUUCGCCAAUCAUCGCAAGAUCGUAAAUUUUUUUCCAUGAAAAAAGGACAUACUUAUAUAAUUAACUCAUGACCCUUUUUUGGAUCCGUUUCUCAUGACGUCAUAUGCACGUAUUCUUUGCCCCUGUCGUCUAUUCACAUAUCCAUAGCGUGAUUAUAGUUGGAUAAAUAAAUAUUAACGCGCACACUUAGUAUACACUCAAUAAAUAUUAUAGAUAGUUCGAGUACAGUCGCCCACACAAGUCGAUAAAGGAUAAUGAUUUCUUAU